AUGUGGGGUAUGCCAAAGGAGGGUAAGAUGGACCCGUUGCUAAUGGGAAGCCAUCAUCAUAUGCAUCAUCUAGCCACACGGAUACCAGCCGCCCACGGAAGACACGGCAUGCUGCCCGGCCAUCCGAUGAACAUCGUCGGUCCAUCCACAACGGCACCGGCGAGUCUUUGGAAUGCCGAUUCGACGCGCAGGAAGCGAUUUGCAAACAAUCAGCUUGGGACCUGU
Mesorhabditis spiculigera is the source of this 225-nucleotide messenger RNA. NCBI's taxonomy places the organism in Eukaryota, Metazoa, Nematoda, Chromadorea, Rhabditida, Rhabditidae. The record is from the annotation of a GenBank genome assembly.